Molecule: messenger RNA, 1498 nt
Organism: Maylandia zebra (zebra mbuna)
Lineage: Eukaryota; Metazoa; Chordata; Actinopteri; Cichliformes; Cichlidae
Gene: iah1
Product: isoamyl acetate hydrolyzing esterase 1 (putative)
Molecular function (GO): hydrolase activity, acting on ester bonds
Source: RefSeq, a predicted model, not a curated record
UUCCUUAUUUAUUCCUUCCUUCUUCUUCCAAGGCUACUGGGAACCGGCUUGGCUUCACCAUGUCCAAGUUCACGUCAAUCAUUUGGCCUAAAGUUAUUUUAUUUGGGGACUCCAUCACACAGGUUUCAUUUCAACCCAAUGGGUGGGGAGCAGAAAUUGCCGAUAAACUUGCAAGAAAAUGUGAUGUUAUAAACAGAGGACUGUCCGGCUAUAACUCCAGAUGGGGCAAGAUUGUUCUUCCUCGCCUCAUAAACCCUGAAAAUUCAGCAGACAGCAAGAUAGAAGCAGUUACCAUUUUCUUCGGAGCCAAUGACAGCGCAUUGGAAGGUAAGAGCCAGCAGCAUGUGCCUGUGCACGAGUAUUCUGAGAACCUGAAGGAGAUGACCAGGUUUCUGGCCUUUGCUGGUGUAACUGCUGACAGAGUUAUAUUCAUCACACCUCCCCCCUUGCAUGAGCCAUCUUGGGAGAAGGAGUGCAUUCUUAAAGGAUGUCCUCUCAAUCGCCACAACUCUGUAGCGGGGCAGUAUGCACAGGCGUGUGUCGAAGCUGCUGGUCAGUGUGGUGUAGACGUCCUGGAUCUCUGGACACUCAUGCAAAAAGAUGGACCGGACUACACGGUCUACCUGUCUGAUGGGCUGCAUCUCUCAGAGAAAGGAAACCAGUUUGUGGCCCAGCAUCUGUGGAGGCUGCUGGAGAGCCGUGUGGCUGACCUGCCCUUCAUCCUGCCCUACUGGGGAGACGUGGACGCCAAGAGCCCUGAGAGCAGCCUGCUCUGUGAUCAGUGAAGGACACUUGUUUCAAGAUUGUGCAGAGAGCCUUAUAGUAGAUUGCAUCAUGCAAAUCAACAUGCAAAAAGGUUCAUAAGAAUUAAUGUGUCAAAUGCUAGACCAUGUAUGAAAGCACAAUAAAGAUUUUUACAUUUUUUUUAGAUUCUGUGGCAUGCCUGGAUAGAAAUCAUAGGAAGACUUGUACAUAAAAAGCUUCACUUGAGCAUCUACUCCCAGGAUUUUUACACAAAUGUCAAAACUUUCUACUCCUUAAAUUUUAAAAACAGGCUUGUUACUUUAGUUUUAACACAUUUGAUCAGAGUCAUUAUUUGAUGGUGUUGCAUGCCUUAUUUUUUUCUUUUUUGCAGAUGAGCCAUUUUAAAUAAAGAGGUGGUUUAUUUAGUGGACUUUAAACACAGUUUGCUGAGGCAUUAUGGAGUAUAUCACACCUUUGGGUGGAUCCAGUGGUUGACCCACUGAGACAGACUUUAAAAAAAUAUAUAUAUACAGUAUAUGCAGGCCUUCAAACCGAUUCAGCCUGAACAAUAAGGCAAUCCUAAUGGUGUAGCUGGUGAUUCCUUUUGGGUUUUGUUUUUUGGCUCAACACCCGAUUGUGCAGUUGUCUGUAAGUUGUGGCCUCUAUUCUUUAGCAUCUAGCUGGCGCUGCAGAAGAAGACCGAGCUUAAAGGGAGUAACGUUGAAAGCUCACUUCUCUCAGAGAUGGAGAAAGA